Molecule: messenger RNA, 2967 nt
Organism: Ooceraea biroi (clonal raider ant)
Lineage: Eukaryota; Metazoa; Arthropoda; Insecta; Hymenoptera; Formicidae
Product: tachykinin-like peptides receptor 86C
Biological process (GO): G protein-coupled receptor signaling pathway
Cellular component (GO): plasma membrane
Molecular function (GO): tachykinin receptor activity
Source: RefSeq, a predicted model, not a curated record
GCGCUCUUUUGAAGCGUUCAGUUUCGCCUACGAGGUUCCUCGGUACGGUGUGCCGGUACCUCUUGAUCUGGUCGCCACGUUUCCGGCACGCGAUGUAGAUCGAACGAAAGAUCGAGGAUGUACUACUCGUGCAGGAUCCACCGACAAUAAUGCCAGUGAUUGAUGAGCCGAUCGACAUAUCACGAACGAGCGAGUGACGGCAGGGGGUUGACAGAUAUGCGGAUACGCGUCAUCAGAUUCCCGGAGGCAACGUGAUAACCCUCGUCGUGUUCGCGUUACCACCCGCGACGAUGACACGAGCGCUUUCAUCUCUGACCCGCAAUUUCCUUUGACCGUUUGCAAAGAGUUUGAGAAAAGGAAAGGAAGAACAGCAAAUAUGCCGUUUGAAGAUCCUGCGCUUGCAAAGUGCGCAAGCACGGGAGGAUCGCGUGUUUCGUAAAGAGGAUGCUUAAAAAUUUAAUCGACGUUCCACUUGCUUAAUGACACUUUAUAAGCUAAUAGCUCGUUUAGGAGCAGCGGUAAAUGUCAACAUCGAUAGUCCGUCGAAAGAAACGUAAAAUGCUAAAAAUACGUCAAAGAUACCGUGCCAGUGUCGAAUCAGUGUGACGUGAUCUACGGAAAGGGUGAGGAAGUGCGCGAGAUAUUCGUCGCGAUAGAAAGAGAUCCCCCAGGAGGAAGGAAUCCGUCGGAUUAACAACACUCGCCACUGUGAAAUCGACACUGUGAGCACCGGGGGCGACUUCGAUCGACAUAAGUAGAUUUUCAGGCGGCCUUCUCGAACUGAAUACCCAGGAUUCGGGCUGCGAAGUAACACAAGGUACAAUCAUCGUGGCGCGCAGCGUUCGCUCGGAACUUCCAAUCUUAUUAUCCACGUAGCCUGUCACUGGGGAACAAUAAUUCCCAAGUUUGGACAAUUUACCAGCGAGAUCGAUAGAUCGACCAGAUCGAAAGGCACCCCGAUAAAGACACAUACAUAGGCGGAUAGGUCUCCUCAACUCCUGGUCAACAAGUUUUGGCAAGCAGCGGGGUGUCACGACGCCGAGACGUCGAACGUGCUGACUAGACACGGCGAACUUUGUUAAUGCAGGACUCCCGCAUGUCGUAAUUUAGUAUCAGUAGCGGUCAUACACUUCUUCAGCUCAGACAAUCGCGUUAAGGCCACCAUAAUGGUGCUCGCCGCUGGCCAUUCUGUUGUGAGUGACAUCGCAGGAGAUCGGUAACCCUCGAGAACGGCAGAAUCGAUUGCGAACGGAUCUGUGUGCCAUCCGAAGGAGAAGAUCACAUCGAAGGACAAUAAGUGAGGUCUCACAAGCGCGCCGCCACGAUCCGCGCGACGAUCAACCCCCGCAAAUAUGAGCGGCCUGAUUCUCGAACGUCUGUACAAUUGCAGCGCGUUGAUCCUCGAGCGUAAUGUCACCCUGCUGUCGCGGCUGAACCGCAGCGAAUUCCACCAUUUCGUCGAGGAAGCCUUGAACAAAUCGAGCCGACGUGAUGUCCUGCGGGACGCGCUCUCGGACUGCAUCUUUGUCAACCAGGAACGACCGUUCGAUCUACCCUGGUGGCAGAAGCUCUUCUGGUCGCUGAUAUUCGCGGUGAUACUACUGAUGGCCACCGGCGGCAAUAUCAUCGUCAUGUGGAUCGUACUUGCUCAUCGGCGAAUGCGUACCGUCACUAAUUGCUUCUUGGUGAAUCUCUCCGUGGCAGAUCUUAUGAUGUCAGUGCUCAACUGCAUCUUCAACUUUAUCUUCCUCCUCAACUCUAAUUGGCCCUUCGGGGUGGUGUAUUGCACCAUCAACAACUUCGUAGCACACGUGACCGUCGCUUCCAGCGUUUUUACUCUCGUCGUAAUAUCGUUUGACAGGUAUUCCAAUGGAACGACUAGAAUUUCCUGUUAUCUGUUGUGGCCCGACGGCGGUUAUUUGCAUAGCAAAACGGAGUAUUGCUACAAUAUCGUAUUCCUCGCCGUAACGUAUCUGGUUCCCAUGACAGUGAUGGCUUUCUGUUACUCGUGCAUGGGACGUGAGCUGUGGGGCUCCAAGUCCAUCGGCGAGCUUACGCACUACCAGCGAGAAUCGAUGAGAUCUAAGCGCAAGGUUGUAAAAAUGUUUAUCUGCGUGGUGGUAAUAUUUGCGGUGUGCUGGUUGCCAUAUCAGGGCUUCUUCAUUUUCGUGUACCACCAUCGUCACUUUGCAGAGAGCAGUUACGUGCAACAUGUGUAUCUGGGUUUCUACUGGCUCGCCAUGUCCAACUCCAUGGUCAAUCCGAUCAUAUAUUACUGGAUGAACAACAGGUUCCGAGUCUAUUUCGAAUUGGUGAUCUGUAAAUGCUGCUGCAUGACGGGCCAGACGGAUGUGCGGAACCGCGAAACGCAAGAGUUAGCUGCGCUUCAACGCUCGGAGCUCGCACCUUGCAAUUCGGGUCGCUUCAGAUCGACGUCAAUCAGGUGGCGGCAGAGCGUGGCGGAGAGCCAGGUGCAAACAUUUCGAAUGAAUACCCGUACAAUAUGCGAGAGGCUCCAGUUUAAAGAGGACGUCGCCAUAAUCUGAGAGUCAAGCUUAAUCAUCCAUUGCGCGAACAACGUACCCGUCACAAGAUGAUGUUAUAAUAUUAUCUUCGUGCUUUGCAACGAGUUUGUCAGAGAUUGUCGAAAGCAAUUACUGAACGUUUACAUACGAUUGCACAAUCACCGAAUCGCCAAUUCAUUAUGCGCAAACACUUUGUCAUCACUUUUCAAAGGACAUUAUUUUCUUACUCGUAUAAAAAGAGAAAAGGUAGGUUGAAUGGAAUGAUGGCGGAAGAAAGUUCGAUGUUAUUUGUAAUAUUCUGACAAUGUACUUCGUAAUGCGUCUCUUGUACAUCGACAUAUGUACUGUACUCGCUAUUCUCUCAGAGCUACUGUUACCAUUCAGUUUGCAACUACAACAUUCUGUAAAUACUACGAAAUAAACGUGAUUUAUUCAGCUCGGA